CCUCAGCUGGUCUCUCGGUUCCGGGAGCAGUUGCGCGCUGCUUCUCCGCGGUCUGCGGCCCAUGGAGGAGGAGGAGGAGGAGGAGCAGUGAUGGGCUAGCGGCAGAAGCGAGGAGCCCCGAGCCAGCCCAGCAUCGCCAGCCAGCUCCACGUUCCCACGCCAGUUCCCUCGAUCUCUUUCCGGGGGGGGGAGCGCGCAGAGUGCAAACGCGGAGCAUCCCAGGGAGGAUGAGGCGGGGACCGGACCCGAGCGGGCUGCAUCUCGAGGGCGUGCAGCAGCGGCUGGGUCUGGCAUGAAUUAAGAAGCUGGGAAGAUGGAGCGCCGCACACUCCUCGCCCAGCCCAGGCUCUGGACCAGGGACACUAGCUGGGUACUUCUCUAUUUCCUCUGCUACGUCCUCCCGCAGACCGCCCCGCAAGUGCUCAGGAUCGGAGGGAUUUUUGAAACUGUGGAAAAUGAACCCGUUAAUGUUGAAGAAUUAGCGUUCAAGUUCGCAGUCACCAGCAUUAACAGAAAUCGAACCCUGAUGCCUAACACCACAUUAACCUAUGACAUCCAGAGAAUUAACCUUUUUGAUAGUUUUGAAGCCUCACGGAGAGCAUGUGACCAGCUAGCACUUGGUGUGGCCGCUCUCUUUGGCCCUUCCCAUAGCUCCUCUGUCAGUGCUGUGCAGUCUAUUUGCAAUGCUCUUGAAGUUCCACAUAUACAGACUCGCUGGAAACACCCCUCAGUGGACAACAAAGACCUGUUUUACAUCAACCUCUACCCAGAUUACGCGGCGAUCAGCAGAGCAGUCCUGGAUCUGGUCCUCUACUACAACUGGAAAACAGUGACCGUGGUGUAUGAAGACAGCACAGGUCUCAUCCGUCUGCAAGAGCUCAUCAAAGCUCCCUCCAGAUAUAACAUUAAAAUCAAAAUCCGCCAGCUGCCCUCUGGGAAUAAAGAUGCCAAGCCUUUACUCAAGGAGAUGAAGAAAGGCAAGGAGUUCUAUGUGAUAUUUGAUUGUUCACAUGAAACAGCUGCUGAAAUCCUUAAGCAGAUCCUGUUCAUGGGCAUGAUGACUGAGUACUAUCAUUACUUUUUCACAACCCUGGACUUAUUUGCUCUAGAUCUGGAACUCUAUAGGUACAGUGGUGUCAAUAUGACUGGGUUUCGGCUGCUUAAUAUUGACAAUCCUCACGUGUCAUCCAUCAUUGAGAAGUGGUCCAUGGAGAGACUGCAGGCCCCACCCAGGCCUGAGACUGGCCUUUUGGAUGGCAUGAUGACAACAGAAGCGGCUCUAAUGUAUGAUGCUGUGUACAUGGUGGCCAUUGCCUCCCACCGGGCUUCCCAACUGACCGUCAGCUCCCUACAGUGCCAUCGACACAAGCCAUGGCGCCUUGGACCCAGAUUUAUGAACCUGAUCAAAGAGGCUCAGUGGGAUGGCUUGACUGGGCGUAUCACCUUCAAUAAAACCGAUGGCUUGAGGAAGGAUUUUAAUCUGGACAUUAUUAGCCUUAAAGAGGAAGGAACUGAAAAGAUUGGGAUUUGGAACUCCAACAGUGGGCUUAACAUGACGGAUGGCAACAAAGACAGGUCCAAUAAUAUCACCGAUUCACUCGCCAAUCGGACGCUCAUCGUCACCACAAUUCUGGAAGAACCCUAUGUGAUGUACAGGAAAUCUGAUAAGCCCCUGUAUGGAAAUGACAGAUUUGAAGGAUAUUGCCUGGAUCUAUUGAAGGAAUUGUCAAACAUCUUGGGUUUCAUUUAUGAUGUUAAACUCGUCCCUGAUGGCAAAUAUGGAGCUCAGAAUGACAAAGGAGAGUGGAAUGGAAUGGUCAAAGAACUUAUAGAUCAUAGGGCUGAUCUGGCGGUGGCUCCUCUUACGAUUACAUACGUGCGGGAAAAAGUCAUCGACUUCUCCAAACCCUUUAUGACCCUGGGCAUCAGCAUUCUUUACCGGAAGCCCAAUGGCACUAAUCCAGGGGUCUUCUCCUUCCUCAACCCCCUGUCUCCUGACAUUUGGAUGUAUGUGCUCUUAGCCUGCUUAGGAGUCAGUUGUGUACUCUUUGUGAUCGCAAGGUUUACACCCUACGAGUGGUAUAACCCCCACCCAUGCAACCCUGACUCAGACGUGGUGGAAAACAAUUUUACUUUACUAAAUAGUUUCUGGUUUGGAGUUGGAGCUCUCAUGCAACAAGGAUCAGAGUUGAUGCCCAAAGCUCUAUCGACCAGAAUAGUUGGAGGGAUAUGGUGGUUUUUCACCCUAAUCAUCAUUUCAUCCUACACUGCCAAUCUGGCUGCCUUCUUGACAGUAGAGCGAAUGGAAUCCCCCAUUGAUUCAGCAGAUGACCUGGCAAAACAAACCAAGAUAGAAUACGGGGCAGUUAGAGAUGGAUCAACAAUGACCUUUUUCAAGAAAUCGAAGAUCUCCACCUACGAGAAGAUGUGGGCUUUCAUGAGUAGCAGACAGCAGACUGCCCUGGUCAAAAAUAGUGAUGAGGGGAUCCAACGAGUGCUCACCACUGACUACGCCCUGCUGAUGGAGUCCACCAGCAUUGAGUAUGUGACGCAGAGAAACUGCAACCUCACUCAGAUCGGGGGCCUCAUUGACUCCAAAGGUUAUGGAGUGGGAACGCCUAUCGGCUCUCCUUACCGGGAUAAAAUUACCAUUGCUAUUCUUCAAUUACAAGAAGAAGGGAAACUGCACAUGAUGAAAGAGAAAUGGUGGAGGGGAAAUGGCUGCCCCGAGGAAGACAACAAAGAGGCCAGUGCUCUGGGAGUAGAAAAUAUUGGGGGCAUCUUCAUUGUCCUGGCUGCUGGACUGGUCCUUUCUGUAUUUGUAGCCAUUGGAGAAUUUAUAUACAAAUCACGGAAAAACAACGAUAUUGAACAGUGUCUCUCUUUCAAUGCCAUCAUGGAAGAACUAGGAAUCUCACUCAAAAAUCAGAAAAAGUUAAAGAAAAAGUCAAGAACUAAGGGGAAAUCUUCCUUCACAAGCAUUCUUACUUGUCAUCAAAGACAAACUCAGAGAAAAGAGACUGUGGCGUGAGCCAAGAGAACACCUGUAGGAAGCUUUCAGGAAGAAAAACACAUGCUCGCUACAGGUUUUUGGAGAAAGGAUUUCUAACAAGUGUGCGAUGUGUUUCCAUAUAUCGAUAUACAUAACUUGGGUUAUGUAUAUCGAUAUAAGAAAUACAAAAGUUUAAGAAGCUCACAUAGACCGAGAUUACUUGGGAAGCAGCACGAAUUCUUUUGAAAUGAAUUUGUAUGGUCACUUAUUUUACCUUUUCUCUUCCAUCCCAAUAAAUUACCAUGUGCUUUCUAAACAAUAAUAAAACAAAAGGUUUUUUUU
This is a messenger RNA of Hippopotamus amphibius kiboko, 3334 nucleotides long. It is a transcript of the gene GRIK1, whose product is annotated as glutamate ionotropic receptor kainate type subunit 1. The transcript is spliced from 16 exons. The record is from RefSeq and is a predicted model, not a curated record. NCBI's taxonomy places the organism in Eukaryota, Metazoa, Chordata, Mammalia, Artiodactyla, Hippopotamidae. Gene Ontology annotation, biological process: synaptic transmission, glutamatergic; modulation of chemical synaptic transmission; monoatomic ion transport. Gene Ontology annotation, cellular component: presynaptic membrane; kainate selective glutamate receptor complex; postsynaptic membrane. The coding region runs from base 314 to 3031 and encodes 905 amino acids. Gene Ontology annotation, molecular function: transmitter-gated monoatomic ion channel activity involved in regulation of postsynaptic membrane potential; kainate selective glutamate receptor activity.